AUGAAGGGUAGAAUAUUCUAUCCCGAUGAAAUGAGAGCUCUGACGGGAUGUUCACGCGAGGAAUACAUGCUUCUAAAAUAUCUGUGUUCCUCCAUAGCUGAAGCAGCGGUAGUGUUUUAUUCACCGUGCUGCUUUUGGUGCUCUCAUGCGUCUGUUGGGAUCGAUUCGUCAGGAUCAUGGAGGGCGUUUAAUCGGGUCGUUCCUGCUCCCUCCCCUGGUUCUGCUAUCGCUCCUUCUCCAGCUGCUCCCCUCCCGCUCCUUGUAAUGCUUGAUAAUGGCAUGAAAACUUUAGCCCCAAAAAAGAAGCUCAUAGUACAAAUGGAUGAAUUGUGUAAGCCUAUGGGCAUGAGCAUUAUCGCCUUUGUGGUAGGGAUGGCGGUCCUCUCCGUCAUGGCACUACUAUUAAUUCUGCUUAUGAUACGGAUGUGGCCACGCUGCUCCGGCCGAUUGAUAGCAGCCAGGAAGGCUCUAAAAGUUACUGAUGUAGCAGCACCCAUCGCGAUUGUCGCUGAGGAGCCGGGCGCCACCACGACUAAGUAUUGA
Strongylus vulgaris is the source of this 543-nucleotide messenger RNA. NCBI's taxonomy places the organism in Eukaryota, Metazoa, Nematoda, Chromadorea, Rhabditida, Strongylidae. The record is from the annotation of a GenBank genome assembly.